AUGUUGUCUGCGAGGUAAAUGUCCGUCCGUCCCAGAGGAGAUAUUGCGGCACUGAGUCACGGUCUUGCUUGUUUGCACGCUGCAGCUGCGGGGCUCUCAGGUUCAACCGUGUGGCUUAAUUAGGACAUCCCGGAAGAGUUGCCGGUGCUGUGCGCAGCGGAGUGACGGAUCAGGGAGGCAGGAGGGGACCGCAAGGCAGCAGCAGCCACACGGCCACCGAUCCGUCCCGGGAAAUUCACAGAAAACUUCUUUUUUUAAAAUUGCACGACCACAGGAAGGAGGUUUGUCACCAUGGAAGGAUUAAUGCAGCGGCUGGAGCGAGCUGUGACCCGCUUGGAGCAGAUGUCCGUCACGAUGCAGGCGUCCAGCGGCAUGACUAACGGGGACUGUGUCAACGGCAUCGAUGGGGCUCUGUCUCAGUGCGUGGAAGCCUUCGACGUGCUGCUGACAGGUCCAGUGUCCGAGUACCUGAACAACAGCCGAGCCAUAGGGAGCGAGGUGGAGAAGCACGCAGAGAUGGUGAACAAGGCCCUGCAGACUCAGAGAACUUUCCUCAAGAUGGCUUCCACACACCAGGAACCUGCACAGACGGAGCUCCGUGACCUGCUGAAGCCCAUUUCAGAUCACAUCCAGGAGAUCCAGAGCUUCAGGGAACGAAACCGCGGCAGCAACCUCUUCAACCACCUUUCGGCCGUCAGCGAGAGCAUCCCCGCUCUGGGCUGGGUGGCUGUGAGUCAGAAACCAGGUCCCUAUGUGAAGGAGAUGAACGAUGCCGCCACCUUCUACACCAACAGAGUGCUGAAGGACUACAAGGAAACUGACAGACGUCAUGUGGAGUGGGUUCGCUCCUACCUGUCCAUCUGGACCGACAUGCAGUCGUUCAUCAAACAGCACCACACAACCGGACUGGUGUGGAGCAAGAGUGGCCCGAUUGCGCCUUCUUCUCUCCUUGACUCCCCCCCGGCCCCCAGUGCUCCCUGUCCACCGCCUCCCCCUCCUCCCCCCGGACCUCCUCCGGUCUUCACCGAUGACGACUCCAAGCCUCAGACAGACAGUGCAGCAGCUCAGCACUCUGCGCUGUUCGCCCAACUCAACCAGGGCAUGGACAUCACUAAAGGUCUGAAGCAUGUCUCGGAUGACCAGAAGACCCACAAGAACCCCAACAUGCGCCCUCAGACGGCAACUCCUAAAAGCAAAAAACCCGGAGCUGUGAACUCACCUAGGCCGGCUGCCCAGAAGAAACCCCCUCUGCUGGAGCUGGAGGGGAAGAAGUGGAGAGUGGAAAACUUUGAGCAGACGCAUGACCUGGUGAUUGAUGACACGGAGCUGAAACAGGUUGUGUACGUCUUCAGCUGCAACAACUCCACCGUGCAGGUUAAAGGCAAAAUGAACUCCAUCAUCAUAGACAACUGCAAGAAGCUGGGCCUGGUUUUUGAGAACGUUGUUGGGAUUGUCGAGAUCAUCAACUCCAAAGCUAUUCAGUUACAGGUGUUGGGUACAGUUCCCACCAUUUCCAUCAACAAGACCGAGGGCUGCCAGGUCUACCUGAGCAAGGAUUCCCUCAACUGCGACAUCGUCAGCGCCAAGAGCUCCGAGAUGAACAUCCUGAUACCAGAGGGAGAAGACGAUUAUAGGGAGUUCCCGGUCCCGGAGCAGUACAAGACAGUUUGGAACGGCUCCAAACUGGUGACAGAACCAACAGAAAUCGCAGGCUGAUUGUAGCUUGAAUCACCAGUAGACACAAAUACUUCUAUCCACCUGAUGUCAUUACUCAAAUAUACAAAAGGGAAUUUUUAAGCAGGCACUGCAUCCAUUUAACUUUUAGUCCACUCCUUGUUGCUGUAUUUGUGACUUCAUGAGAGGUUUCUCAAGCACUUUGACCUAAUCAGUAAUAAUCGCUGUCCUUAUAACUCCACACUGUCGGUACUAUAGGUGAGUCAUAAAGUAGUCUAAUCUCAGGUUUAAGUAACACAAACUUUUCUUUAAGAAUAUGUAGCUGCUGAGAUUUCAGCAUCCUCAAAAUAUUUUCUCUGUAUAUUUUAGGGUUAUAACUAUAAUUACAACUGGCAUUUAUUGGUGAGUUUCUGUAUAUUAAUACAUUUUAAACAAAAGCACAACAUAUAGUUUUACAGGAAAACUAAAAAAUUACAUAACAAACACAUACAACCUUCAGUGGCCAAGCAAACACGUCUAUACGGUAUAUUUUCUAUCUAAUAAAGUGUAUGUUAGUUACUUCUUUUAAUGUGUAUAGUGCAUGGCAGUCAUGUAGUAAUUGUAAGUAUUGAUCUGCUUAUUUUGCAUUCAUGGCUGCAUUACACAGCAUUCAGAUGAAUCAGCCCAGAUGAAUGUAAAAGGGUCUAAUGUGCUGCAGUCGACAUUAAAUCAGCUGAACAAAAUAAUUAAAUACCUAGUAAUUUCUUUUAUGUCAUAACUAAUGGGCUUCAGUGGUAACUUUCACACUUGAUCACUUCUUCCUAUUUCUAUAUCACAGUGUAUACCACUCUGUUUUGUACUAAGAUGCAGCACACGGCACCAGCAUAGCACAGAUAACAACGAUCAACACUAAUACUUUUCAAAAACUUUAAUUUACAUGAAAACCAUUCAUUGUAAUUGUGUAUCCUUUUUCAAAUAAAGUCAAAACCCCCCA
Messenger RNA from Stegastes partitus (bicolor damselfish), 2647 nucleotides. RefSeq names its product cyclase associated actin cytoskeleton regulatory protein 2 (gene cap2). The record is from RefSeq and is a predicted model, not a curated record. Gene Ontology annotation, biological process: actin filament organization; cytoskeleton organization; cell morphogenesis. Lineage: Eukaryota; Metazoa; Chordata; Actinopteri; Pomacentridae. Gene Ontology annotation, molecular function: adenylate cyclase binding; actin binding. The coding region runs from base 292 to 1716 and encodes 474 amino acids. Gene Ontology annotation, cellular component: cytoplasm. The transcript has 13 exons.